CCUCCUCCUCCUCUUCCUCCUCCCUCCCUCUCCGGUCUUCCAUAACCCUAGCCCUCGAUAGCCGUGUCGGCCGAAGGCGGCACCUGGGACCUGCCCGCCGCAUCGGCCGAAGGCGGCACCCGGGACCUGCCCGCUCCUGGCCGCACCGGCUUGCGAGGCCCACGGGGCGCGGGCGCGGUGGCCAUGGAGUUUAUCCUGGGCGGUGCGGCGGCCUCGCUGUUCACGUACAACCGCGCCAACUUCAUGUUCGACAAGACCCAGCAGCAGGAGCGCCUCUUCACAGGCCAGGAGAUGCUCGUAAAGCAGUUCGAGCUGUACCGCGAGGAUGUCCGGGACCUCAUGGAGCUGACGGUGGCCAAGAUGGACAACUAUCUCGUGAUCAACGUCAUACUGCUGACGUCCGCCGUGCUGCUCAUGAGCGAGGGGCGGCCAGAGCCAGAGAUGUCGCCCGAGUGGCUGCACUGGCUGUAUGCCAUCACCAACGCAGGGGCCAUGCUCUACAUCCUGCUCAGUGUUUGGCUCGGCAUGCACGCUUCGAUCGCGGCGCACUCAUUCGGGGUGCGGAUGUUGACGCAGUACGUGCGGUUGCCGAUCCCCACCAAAGAGCAGAUGGAUAUCGGCAGGGCGAGAGCGAACCAGUACGAGGAGCAGGAAGUCGGAGACAUGUUCCGGAUCCCAGUGCUGAAGUUGCAGGCCAAGCGGCUCAACGCCGUCAUGAACAACGACACCAAUCAGGAGGACGACGAGUCCGAGAGUGGCGAUGCCCCAACGAGUAGGCGAGAGCAGGCAGCGACCGUCGAGCACAUUCAGCGCUUCCGUGAGUUGCAAGCGAAUUGGCAGGCCUAUGACGCAUACACGCGGGUGUGCAUGGCGAUGGGUACGAAUCAGCUGUUGCAGGCCACCAGCUAUUACUGUCUGACAAUGCUAAUAUGUGAGAAUCACACACCCUCCCGUGCCGCAGUUGUCGUUGUCAUGGCGAUGAGCGCUUGGCUCAUCAUCCGAUUGGACGUCUGCAUCUCGCGGAAGUUGUUGGCGUUGGCGGCUUUACUCUUGUUCUUUGGGCCAACAGCGGCGAUGGCAUGCCUCCUUCUGGAUCCACAGUAUACGGAUUACGACGUGCCAGAUGUUUGGAAGAGUUUGGGGGAUUACAUGGUGCCCCUUGUGUUUCUCACCCAGUUGGCCUGGGUCGGCUUUGUGGUGUACCUGGCGUGGGGGAAGAAUGCCGACGGCGUCGUGCUUCCCAUCAAGUUCCGGGCCGUGCUCUACCUCGACGUCUUCGGCAGGCUCUCCCAGACCCCGGAGUCGGCGGCGCAGGGCCGCGCGCGCGACCGCCUGGAGCGGAUGGCGUCGCGGGGCUCCGCGUGGCAGGAGCCGUCGGGCUCCCCGCGGUCGCCGCCCCCGGGCGCGGCGAGCGAUGGCCCGGAGGGCUCGUGGGGCUCCGCCCGCUCGGGGGACGCCGCCGCGCCCGCUGCCAGGCGCGCGCACCUGCAGGGCCUCGCGGCGCACUGCCGGCGGCGCCUCGCCGCGGUGUCCGACGACCUCGGCAAGUGGGAGGGCGACGCCGUGGCUGCCUGCCUGACCGAGGACGACACCACGGUGCUCGAUGACGUCGCAAGCCUGCGGACGCUCCUGGAGUCCAUAUCUGGAGACAUCCAGCAGGCCACCCCAGCCGGCACUCCCAUGGACACGCCGCUGAGCGAGGGCGCGCGCCUGGAGAACGAGCGCAGGCAGGUGCCCCGUGCCGAGUGCUCGAGCUCGAGGGCGCGCGGGCGCGCGGGUGCACGUGGCCGAGCUGCAGGGCCAAGUGCAGGAGCUGCAGGAGCUGGCGGCGCAGCACGCCCAGGCGACAGCCAGCGCUGGCGGCGGCCCCAGCGCCGUCGCGGCGCCCGCCGCCGCGGAGCCGGGGGGCGCCGCGCUUGGCGCGAGCUUCUACCCGCAGGCCGUCGGCGGCAGCGCGCCGCGCCGCCGCAAGCCGCCGGGGCAGAUGCCGUGGAGGACUUUCUGUCAGGGCAGUUUCUGUCUCAUGGCCGUGUGGGCCUUCGGCGCAGCGUGGUUCUGCGGGAAGCUGCUGAGCGGGAGCCGCCCGCAGACACUGGCGCCGCACGCCAAGAACAGCACGCAGUGGCCGCGUCGGGUCACGGUGCCGCCCAAGCUCAUCUUCGCGGGGCCUUGGCCGCACGAGUUCUUCAGCCCCAAGGGGCUGGCCUGCUACGCCACGCCGGGGGGGCUCUCCGCGCUGGUGCUGGAGACCUACGCCGUGCACGAGCUGCGGCCCGGCGCCGCGCGCACGCGGCCAGCGCUGGCAGAGUGUCUCAGGUCCGCCCCUGGCUUUCUGGAGGGCGGGCUCCGCGACGUCGCCGCGGGCUGCGACGAAGGCGCGUGCUGGGCGCUGCUGCUCAGCGCCACUGGGAGGAGCGCGCUGCGCUGCGACCUGAGCGGCGGGCCAGGCGCGCUGCUGGAGCUGCUCGGGGGGCCCUGGCUUGCCGUGGCGGCUGGGCGCGCCGGGCAGCUCUGGGCGCUGCCGGACGGGGGCGGCAAGCUCACCCGCCUGGGCUACCUGGCGGGGUCCGACCGCGUGUUGGCGCCGAACGGCGAGGCGGACGACGCCGCAGGCGCCGUGAAGGUGCACGCCUCGGAGGGGGUCGUGCUCGGCAUCCAGGAGCCGGGCAGGCGGCUGCACGCCUGGCGCUCCGGCGGCCAGCUGCUGCAAUCGUGGCGGCUGCCCACGGUCGCCGACUGGGCCGGGGUGUGCGCCGUGCCCGGGCACGAGCUACUCUUCGUGGGCGCCGCGGUCGAGGGCGGGUCGGCUGGCAUUUGGAGUGUGGGCGAUCCGCUCCAAAGGUCGGAGACGGGCAUUCCGCUCGAGGUGUAGGCGGGGCAGAAAAGAUACCGUCACACGACGUUCGCAGCCGCCACCACGCACAGCGUAGUGGACAUUCUUCUGGGUAGGUUCGCGAGCGCGGGACGCUCAACGAAUAAUGUACAUUAUGUUUCGAGCGAAGGACCGCAUGCCUUGGGAUAAGUGUGUGUGCGGGCUCCUGUGUGGCAUUGCCUUGCGCGCUUGUCUGAAGGAGGAGGAGC
Prorocentrum cordatum is the source of this 3081-nucleotide messenger RNA. The record is from the annotation of a GenBank genome assembly. NCBI's taxonomy places the organism in Eukaryota, Dinophyceae, Prorocentrales, Prorocentraceae.